GCAAUCGCUGUCCCUUUAAGGGGCGGGGCCAUCUCGAGCCACGGAAGUCCGUGGGCUCGUUGGAACGUUGUGUAUCAUUUUCGCUCCCCCCGCGUUCUGCGGAGCGGGAACGUGACAGGUCGGCCCGCAGCGGGGGCUCGGAUCCGCAGCUGAGCUUGCUGCUCGCGGCAGGGAGGCUGCGCGUGAAUGAAACUGGCUCCUAGGAGGCAGCGGCGCCGGGGCAAGGAGCGAGAUGCAUGGAGGUGAAGCGGGCAGGGGUUUGGCUGUGAAGGGAAUGCAGAGCCUCGCCUCUAGGAGAGCCAGGCUGUGGCCCUCUGCUGCCAGCUCUUGCCUGGGAGGAGGUUGCGCACGAAUGUAAGAACGGAGAUUGUUGUCUCCCCUCGGGCUCCCGCGAGUCCCUAGUCACUCACCGGUGGAGGGGAGCAAGUCAGCCCCAACCCAAGCCUCUCAUUCCAUAACAGCAGAUUCUGGUGCUGAAGGGCAUAGAUAAUGUGGGGAUUUUUUUUCUUUUUUUUUCUUUACACACUAGAACAAAACCGAAUCUUGUAAAUCCAGCUUUUGAGCGUCAUCUCAUUUUUCUUUGUUCUCCAGAUUUUUGCCAACAUUGAACCAAAACAACAAAUGACAAAUGUUUGAUUUGGUUGCUGUUGUUAUCUGUCUGGGCUGCCCUACUCACCAAUAGAGAGAUAUACAACUUUAUCUGCUUUUUUUUUUUUUAACUUCCAGGACUAUGAUUGCAUGGGGCUGCACUUCUAGGAUUUACCUUUUCAAUUUAAGGUCCUUCAAUAUAAAGAAAAACCUGGUUUGGAUAAGAUGGGGUAAUAAAUCUGUCAUUUCCCCAUCUAGCAAUAAACAUAGCUUGAUCAAAACUCAAGCGUUGGCUAAGACCAUCUUAGUGUGUUGGGGGAUCACAGAGGUUUCUGUUGUGAGAUGCCAGGAAGUAUCAAAUCGAAGUGUAUCUUCAUUCCCGGAACCUGCCAAAGACAAACAACCUUUAGCUGGAUUUUUCUGGCGUCUUGGCUUUGCCCUUCGCCUAGGACUCCGGGCUUGUGUUCUCUGGUUGAAGUUUGGCCCCUUGCUUCUGCUUUAUCCUGUGACCUAUCUGUCUUCAACUUUUUCAGCCCUCUGGCUCCAUCUUCUGCUCAAAGCCACAGAGUCCUCAGGCCCCACUUAUAUCAAACUGGGCCAGUGGGCAUGUACCAGGAGAGAUCUCUUCUCUGAAGAGUUCUGCAUCAAGUUUUCCAAGCUUCAUGUCAAGGUGACCCCUCAUCCCUGGGGUUACACCAAAUAUUUCCUGAAGAAAACAUUUGGGGAAGACUGGAAGAGAGUCCUCAAGUUUAAAAGCAAGGAACCCAUUGGCUCGGGCUGUGUUGCCCAGGUCUAUAAAGCUUAUGCCGAUGCCACUACUAUUGAUGACCCCCGGUUUGAGGAACUAGUGAAGAACUCUGAAACAGAAUCUGCUUUUGCAGCCUGGGAGGUGUCUGGUCUUAGGGGCCUCUUCAGGUGGCCCUGGAAAAGGAAGGCUGGAGAGACAUUGGAAGAAAGCAGUGCAGAUGAAGGUAUGGAUGAAGGUAUUCAUAGAAAUGCUCUCUCUGAGGAGCAAAUGUCUGGAUCUCAGCUAACUACAAAGACCUCAUCUGUUGACAAUUUAGAUGAGAUGGACCAUCUUAUUCCGGUCGCCAUUAAAGUCCUGCAUCCUGGACUAGUCCACCAGGUCCAGAUAGAUCUGCUUCUGAUGAAGAUGGGCAGCAAGAUCAUUGGGCUUUUCCCAGGGUUCAAGUGGCUCAGCAUGACUGAAAUAGUGGAGGAGUUUGAGAAGCUCAUGACUCAACAGCUUGACCUACGCUAUGAAGCCAGAAACCUGGAGCGCUUCCAGAAAAAUUUCCUGGAUGUGGAUUUUGUGAAGUUCCCAACUCCACUUCACCCCUUUGUAACAAGAAACAUCUUGGUGGAAACUUUCGAGGAGAGUGAGCCCAUAUCUCAGUACCUGCAUGCAGAAGUUUCCACAGUGCUCAGGCAGAGAUUAGCGAAGAUGGGCAUCGACAUGCUGCUGAAGAUGGUGUUUGUGGAUAAUUUUGUCCAUGCUGAUCUGCACCCUGGGAACAUCUUGGUCCAGGGUAUCACAAGUUUCAAUGCUGGCCGCAAGGAUCAGACUGCCAUUGUGGACAUGUGUGACACAUUGAUCGUGGAGGUGCAGCCUUCCUCCUGCCCACUUCGUCUGAUGCUGCUGGAUACAGGGAUUGUGGCAGAACUGAAGGGAGCUGACCUUCAGAACUUCAAGGCAGUUUUUGCGGCUGUAGUCCAGGGACAGGGGGAGAGAGUGGCAGAGCUGAUCCUUCAUCAUGCCAGGGCUAACCAGUGCCAGGACAUAGAACGAUUCAAAGCUGAAAUGGCAGAGCUAGUGACCAAGGCCAGAAUGAACACUGUAGCUCUGGGAAAGCUUCAAGUGGCGAAUCUGCUCUCCAGUGUCUUUAAGUUACUGAUGGUCCACAAGGUGAAGCUGGAGAGUAACUUUGCCUCAGUAGUCUUUGCUAUCAUGGUUUUGGAAGGGCUUGCCCGUUCACUGGACCCCGAACUGGAUAUCUUGGAGGCAGCUAAACCACUUCUCAUCAGAACCGCCGCUUCUCUCCUACCAUAGCAGCAGCCACUGAAGUUUGUCUUGCAUUGCUGGGUUCUUUGGCAAGGACUGUGCUCCUUGGCAGCGAAUGGGAAAACAGCCUGGAGCUGGGGCCAGACUCUCAUUUCUCCCCUCUCAUGAGAAGUUGUGGAUUAUUCCCCAUUAUACAGGGUUUCAGCCAUCACCAUGUACAGAGCAUCCAGGUGCCCAAAGACCUUUCCAGAUGUCCUCAUGGUCCCCUGUCCUGCCUAUGCUCUUCUACAACAAUAAAGCCCUUUAUUUUAUAUCAAA
Molecule: messenger RNA, 2908 nt
Organism: Pelodiscus sinensis (Chinese soft-shelled turtle)
Lineage: Eukaryota; Metazoa; Chordata; Testudines; Trionychidae
Gene: ADCK2
Product: aarF domain containing kinase 2
Biological process (GO): protein phosphorylation
Cellular component (GO): mitochondrion
Molecular function (GO): protein kinase activity; ATP binding
Source: RefSeq, a predicted model, not a curated record